UUUUGCAGCGCGCGCGCGCAGCGAUGGCGGAGGCGGUGGAGCGCACGGACGAGCUGGUCCGGGAGUACCUGCUCUUCCGUGGCUUCACGCACACACUGCGGCAGCUGGAUGCCGAGAUCAAGGCGGACAAAGAGAAGGGGUUCCGGGUGGACAAGAUUGUGGACCAGCUACAACAGUUGAUGCAGGUUUACGACUUGGCUGCCCUUCGGGAUUAUUGGAGCUACCUGGAACGCAGGCUCUUCAGCCGCUUGGAGGAUAUCUAUCGACCUACCAUCAACAAACUGAAAACCAGCCUGUUCCGCUUUUAUCUUGUCUACACCAUCCAGACAAACCGAAACGACAAGGCGCAGGAGUUCUUUGCAAAGCAGGCCACGGAGCUCCAGAACCAGGCUGAGUGGAAGGAUUGGUUUGUCCUGCCCUUCUUGCCGUCCCCAGACACCAACCCUACCUUUGCUACCUACUUUUCUCGACAAUGGGCCGACACAUUCAUUAUUUCUCUGCACAACUUCCUGAGCGUCCUCUUUCAAUGCAUGCCGGUUCCUGUGAUCCUGAACUUUGAUGCGGAAUGUCAGAGGACCAAUCAGGUCCAAGAAGAAAAUGAAGUUCUGCGCCAGAAGCUCUUUGCACUGCAAGCUGAAAUCCAUCGACUAAAGAAGGAAGAGCAGCAGCAGGAAGAAGCAGCAGCAGCUUUGGUCCAGCAUAAGCUGCCACCCUAUGUUUCCAGUAUGGACCGCCUUGGGGACUCGGAGCUAGCAUUGGUGUGCAGCCAGAGGCCUGCCUCCCUCUCCCAGUCUCCUCGAGUGGGGUUCCUGUCCUCACUGCUGCCUCAGAGUAAGAAGAGCCCUUCGAGGUUGUCACCUGCCCAAGGCCCCGCUCAGGCUCAGAGUUCAGCCAAGAAAGACUCCUUCAGCAGUCAGGCUACCAAGGGAAAGGACUCAGUGCCCGGGGCCAAGGAUGGGAAGAGCCUUCUGAGCGGGCCGGUCCCUGGGGAAGCCAGCUGGACACAUCAGCGACAACGGCGUCUGCAGGACCACGGCAAGGAGAGGAGGGAGCUGCUCUCUACGUCCUCCUCUCAGUGUGCAGAGAAGAAGCCGGAAGUUAGUGGCGCAGAGGCUGAGCCCUGCCUGGAACUCCACAUGGGGCCAGUAGAGGUGCUGGCCCGGGUGUCCACAGCCGGGUCUGAGGGAGACCGUCCAGAGCAGCCCUUCAUAGUGCUGAGCCAAGAAGAGUAUGGAGAGCACCAUUCAUCCAUCAUGCACUGCAGAGUGGACUGCUCUGGUAGGAGAGUGGCCAGCUUAGACGUAGAUGGGGUCAUCAAGGUGUGGUCCUUCAAUCCCAUCAUGCAGACCAAAGCGUCCUCCAUUUCUAAGUCGCCACUGCUCUCCCUAGAGUGGGCCACCAAGCGAGACAGGCUGCUCCUGCUGGGCAGUGGUGUGGGGACAGUGCGUCUUUAUGAUACAGAAGCCAAGAAGAACCUCUGUGAGAUCAACAUCAAUGAUGACAUGCCCAGGUGGGUGGGUGCACUGGGAGCCUCAGGCUGCUACGGGUGCCCUGUGGGCCCCAGCUCCUGGAGCGGGAAUCAGCUCAGAGCCUGUGGUGGUGAUUGUCUGACCCCGGCCUGUGUACGUUGCAGAAUCCUGUCUCUUGCCUGCAGCCCCAAUGGGGCCUCUUUCGUCUGUUCAGCCGCAGCUCCCAGCCUCACCUCCCAGACAGACUCCUCCGCCCCGGAUAUCGGCAGCAAAGGCAUGAACCAGGUUCCUGGCAAGCUGCUGUUGUGGGAUACAAAGACCAUGAAGCAGCAGCUUCAGUUCUCACUGGACCCAGAGCCCAUUGCCAUCAACUGCACAGCUUUCAAUCACAACGGGAACCUGCUGGUCACAGGGGCGGCUGAUGGUGUCAUCCGGCUCUUUGACAUGCAGCAGCACGAGUGUGCUAUGAGCUGGAAGGCCCACUGCGGCGAGGUCUACUCUGUGGAAUUCAGCUGUGACGAGAAUGCUGUGUACAGCAUCGGCGAGGACCGCAAGUUCAUCCAGUGGAAUAUCCACAAGAGUGGCCUCAAGGUGUCUGAGUCCAACCUCCCUUCAGAUGCCACGGGCCCCUUUGUCCUGUCUGGCUACAGUGGCUACAAGCAGGUUCAAGUUCCCAGAGGCCGGCUCUUCGCUUUUGACUCUGAGGGCAAUUACAUGCUGACGUGCUCUGCCACAGGGGGCCUCAUCUACAAGCUGGGCAGUGAAGAGAAAGUUCUAGAAAACUGUCUGAGCCUGGGUGGCCACCGUGCCCCUGUGGUCACCGUGGACUGGAGCACCGCCAUGGACUGUGGGACGUGCCUCACGGCCUCCAUGGAUGGCAAGAUCAAGCUGACUACCCUCCUAGCCCAUAAGCUCUGAGGUCGGGCCCAGCUGACACGCGGGAAGCAGAACUGUGUCUGGCAGAAGAGAGAUGCGACGGGGGACAGGACAGAGCUCUGGUUCUGCACUGCCAGGGUGGUGGAUCUUCAGGAAAGCCCCCGAGGGGGCUCAGUCAUCCUGACGAAGCCCCUGGAGCAGGAGAUGUGGAGCAGGCUGCGUGUACUCCCUGAAGACUAGAACGUGGCUAUUGCAGAGCGUGCUCCAGAGCACAGGACAGAUGCUAAGGAAGGAGCCACAGUGGCCGGUGCACCCUCUUCAGUCCAAGAGGCAUUGACUGUAUUUUGUACAUAAUUGCUUAUUUUUCUUAUUUAAGGGGAAAAAAAAAUCAGAGCAAGGUAAUGCUCUUACAGUCA
Mus caroli (Ryukyu mouse) is the source of this 2761-nucleotide messenger RNA. The record is from RefSeq and is a predicted model, not a curated record. NCBI's taxonomy places the organism in Eukaryota, Metazoa, Chordata, Mammalia, Rodentia, Muridae.